AUGAUGAAUUUUCUUGCAUUGAUCUCUGCAUUUGGGAUUAUAGCCAUAGCACAUGAUUUGUUACACCAUGGAUUUACAGAAGCCACUCCAACCUUUAUGUACUUGUCAAAACCCAAAGGAACGGUUCAAACCAUCAAGACUUUAAACGGAGAUAUUAUCGAUUGUGUUAAUAUCUACAAACAAAUAAGUUUCGACAAUCCAUUGAUCAAGAGCUCGCAACUCGAUCUUAACUUGGAGCAGGACUGGCAUAUAUAUGGAGAAUGCCCAUUUCAAACAAUCCCUAUUCUAAGAUCCCGUAGACGUCAAACUUCCUCGUUUCAUUCACUUCCAGCCAUCAAGAAUAUUGUUGCAAUUAAGAAGCAUGAGUAUGCAAUGGUAUCGAAUGAAAAAGGAAACUACUAUGGAGGUUCUGCAAUAUCAGUGUUUCGAAACCUCAAACUGAGGAAGGUCCAUCCCCACAUGUAUGGAGACAAUAUUACAAGGUUUUUCAUAUACUGGACAAAUAAUGGCUAUAAUGGUACAGGAUGUUAUAAUCUCAUAUGCCCUGGCUUCGUGCAAACAAGCCAAACAUUUGCCAUCGGCGCGCCCCUACCGAUAAAUUCCAAAUUGGACAAUACAACAUUGACCGAGAUACAAAUUUCUGUCUAUAAGGCAAAUCAAACAGGUGACUGGUGGCUCAAAGUGCAAAAUGAAACGAUAGGAUAUUGGCCACAUGAUCUUUUCAGCAAUUUAGGUGCAAACUCCAAUCAAAUUUUAUGGGGCGGAGAUGUCUACUCAAAACCAAAACCGUCACGUCGUGGGUUCCACACGACUACUCAGAUGGGCAUUGGGGCAUUUCCUAAACAUUACAAAAUAGCUAGUCAUGUCCGCAAUCUUCAAGUCAUGAAGGAGCCAAAUGAAUGGAAGACUCCUUAUCCUUCGUCUCUUAAAGAAAUUGUAUCAAACUCUAAUUGUUAUGACUUAAAAUUUCCAAGUAUUUUCAAAAGGAAAAGGGAUUGGGGGGUUUACUUUUAUUACGGAGGUUGCGGAUUUUCUUACAAAUGUGUACAAUAA
Impatiens glandulifera is the source of this 1053-nucleotide messenger RNA. RefSeq lists its product as uncharacterized. The coding region runs from base 1 to 1053 and encodes 350 amino acids. The record is from RefSeq and is a predicted model, not a curated record. The transcript is spliced from 7 exons. NCBI's taxonomy places the organism in Eukaryota, Viridiplantae, Streptophyta, Magnoliopsida, Ericales, Balsaminaceae.